Molecule: messenger RNA, 1376 nt
Organism: Daldinia loculata
Lineage: Eukaryota; Fungi; Ascomycota; Sordariomycetes; Xylariales; Hypoxylaceae
Product: DUF636 domain protein
Exons: 1
Coding region: 92-1201 (369 amino acids)
Molecular function (GO): carbon-sulfur lyase activity
Source: RefSeq, a predicted model, not a curated record
UAUAUCAAGAUACCUAAGAUUCCUAACAUUUAACCUAUUUACCAUUACCAAGCUCUUGAUAGAAUCAUCUGUCUGACUUACUCAAGCAAACAUGUUAGGCCUCCUCGUCACUUUCUUCAACCGCGACAAGGCCGCUACAGCCGAGACGGGAGAAGAGUCACGGACAUUUAAGGCGAGGUGUCACUGCGGGAACGUACAAUACUCAGUCGUACUCCCAGCUUCGAGUCUGCCAUUGCACGCACAUAUCUGUUCAUGCACAUUAUGCCGAUACUCGCACGGCAGUUUCGGAUGUUUCCACGUCUCGCUGACGCAAGGCGUGACGCCGGAGUGGACCAACGGCACCGUCAACCUGUCCAUAUACAAGACUCAGGGCAGCGGUCCCGGUGGCCACGGACAGCGUUGGUUCUGUCCCACUUGCGGAACGCAUAAUGGGCACUACGAGCCCUGGGCUAUGCAGUGGGUCGUGGACAUUGCGCUUUUUGACGAGCCGAGCUUCUGGGAGAUGACGGCCUUAGCGUUUCCAACGUCCCCCGGGGACGGCGGCUUGAUGUCCUGGAUUUCGAGUCCGGUUAGUAAGGGCUUAAAGAUACUCACCGUAGAUCGUGAUAUCGCGCCCGAUAAUGAGCUCGAAAUUGGUGAGGACGGCGAGGAGAGACUGCGCGCGGAGUGCCAGUGCGGCGGGGUUUCUUUCACGAUCGGGAGGCCGUCGGAUGUAGUAAAAAACGAUGAAUUCAUGAGCCGAUUUAUCGCGCCGGGAGACCCGCAGAAGUGGAAAGCGUAUCUCGAUUUCGACAAAGAUACUCGAUGGCUCUCUAGCGUUUAUUUCAUGCCCUGGGCUCUGGUCCCACGGAUCUCGUUAGAACCAGAGGUGCCGCCGAGUCUGCUCGUCGGGACGAUGAAGACAUAUAAGGUAUCAGAGAAAAUCACGAAAGGAUUCUGUGGACGCUGUGGCGCCACCGUGUUCCUCCAGAAUAAGGAUAGGAGCCCCUCGGAACAGAGCGAGGUGCUUGGUAUUGCAGUAGGUCUCUUCAGAGCACCUGAGGGUGCAAAAGCAACGAAUUGGGUUAAAUGGAGGGUCGUGCCUGAACGGGAAUUAGGAAAGACGGAAUUCGACCCCGAGUUUGUGAAUGCUAUUGUAGAAGGUCAAAGGGCAUGGGCAGUAGAGAAGUAUGGAGAAGCGCUGGACUUCGAUAUCAUAUAAUGUGGUAUAAGACCUUGAUAAAUAUAAACAAGUUAGAUUUAAACUCUUAACUACCUGUUAUAAGACACUUUAUGUUGUGUUACCUUAUACCAUGCUCAUAUAAUAUAUCACAUUUAGAGCUAUGCUAUAGAAGAUGAUUGACCAAUCAAUGGCAUUCAAUUACACCCUCUAAUAA